This is a messenger RNA of Phaeoacremonium minimum UCRPA7, 384 nucleotides long. RefSeq lists its product as hypothetical. Bases 1 to 384 code for a protein of 127 amino acids. The transcript has 2 exons. Lineage: Eukaryota; Fungi; Ascomycota; Sordariomycetes; Togniniales; Togniniaceae. The record is from RefSeq and is a predicted model, not a curated record.
AUGUACAAUACCAUCACUUCAGACGGCUUUGUUGCUGCCCCUGCAUGUCCAUCAUCUCACCCCGUGCGCAUGCCACAAGUGACGUACGAGACCACCUGGGAUACGUCCAAGUUCAACAGCAUGUGGCCUUCUGGUGCCCCCAACCCCUUCGUCUGGAGUUUCGAGGGUACGGCUGCUGGAACUCAUGCUGAUUACAUGUUCGGUUGGAAGGGCGAUGCACUUCAGCGCGCCAUGGACAAGUCCGAGUGCUUCUAUGACGGCUGUGGGUCCAUCACUAAGCAGCCUAUGUCUACGGCCAACCAAUGCUCCGUCAAGAACAUGGUCAGCGAGGAAACCGAUGGAUGGCUCAAAGAACUCCCGGGUAUGGCAAAUAUGAAAAAGUGA